AUGACUCAAGCUCGUCUUCCAUCUUCCACCUCGGCGUCCUCGUCCGUGAGGACUGACACGUCAUCAAGGCCUUCGCCCACUCCAUCGUUUGGCAGUACGCCGAGUUUCUUUCCGUCCCCUCCACCACAACAGUUGUUUCGGUUCCAGGGGUCGUCUUCGCCGACACCUCCACGGCGCUCUCCUGCCCCUGCCUUCGGAUCGACGCCAAAUUUCGUCUUAUCAACACCUCCAGAGAACACCUUCGUGUUCGGAGGCUUACUACGUAGCACAGUGGAUGCCCCUUCUGGUACUCAUCCAGAUGAUCCUCUCCCAUCCGUUGAAAGAGAUUGGAGGAGUCCUUCGAUAGCUACGAGCGCCUCCAGCCGGCUGGACAACAAUGCUCGGACUCCUUCCUUCUCUUUCUCCCCGCCGCCGCCUUCUACACCUACGCAGCAUCGAACAGUUCCGUCGGUUUCCAACAGCCCCAACGGGACCGCUUCGCCUCGGAGUCCCGACGAGACGGAGAGUAUCGCCGGUCGCCUGGGAAAUGUGAACCUUACGCCUCGCCAGUCGAGCUUGGCAAUGACCGAUGUCGGGGCGGCCAUUGCAGCUGUUGCCAAUGGCUUGGACGAGCAAACGCCCCGGCCCGCCGCCUCUAGUCCGGAUUUUGGACGGCCUUCGCCGAGUCCUUCGCCGAGUCCCCGCCCUCGACUCAAGGCAAAGCAGCCUCCUCACAAUGUUGAGGACGAAAAGCCUCCGUCGAACCGCUUCCAUGAUCCGGCAGUGCAGCAGGCAUUUGGCAAGGCCAAGACUCUCAUGAGCAGCCUGGCUAACGCGCUGGGGAGCGGCUCUCUCCACGUCAACCCCGACUCUACAAUCCAGAGGUUGCAUCGCCAGGCACAAGACUUAUCCCGCUUCCAGUGUCCAUCGACCCGAACUGUGGGGUUUGUCGGCGACUCUGGUGUCGGCAAAAGCAGUCUCUUGAAUUCGCUCCUGGAUAGUCAACAUCUGGCCAGAACGAGUAACAGCGGUGCUGCUUGCACCUGUGUAGUUACCGAAUAUCAUUACCACGACAGCAGGGACUUCGUCAUUGAUGUUGAGUUGUUCAGCCAAGAGGAGCUCAUAAACCAGAUCACGGAGCUGCUCCAGACAUACCGUCGCCAUCACCUGCCAUCGGAAGAAAAUGAAACCGCCGUAGGAGCGAAGGAUGUCAUAGAAGUGGAGGAUGUCGGAGAAGUGGAGGAUGUUGAAGAGCAGGCCAAGGUUGCUCACGAUACUUUCAAGGCCAUGUUCAGAGACCGGCUCAAAGACGAGCAGUUCCUGACGACGAAGCCGAAGGAUUAUGUGCUGUCGACUUUGCGCUCGUGGGUGCUGGAAGCGCGGCCAUCGCAGAUUGGAGGGAUAAAGACGAGAAGUAGUCUUCAGGAGUGUUCCGACCUUCUGAUGCACUUGACAUCCGAGACGGCGGAGGCAACAGAGCCAGCGGUCUGGCCAUACAUACGGAAGAUCAAAGUCUUCCUAGACUCGCACAUUCUGAGCAAAGGACUUGUGCUUGUCGACCUACCUGGGCUCCGCGACCUCAACUCCGCGCGGAGGAUGAUCACCGAGCGGUACCUUGUCGAAUGCGACGAAAUCUUCGCCGUCUGCAACAUUGGACGAGCCAUGACUGAUGUCGGCGUCUUCAGCGUUUUCGAGCUUGCGCGGAAAGCAAAACUGUCCAACGUGGGCAUUAUCUGCACCAGAUCUGAUGACAUCCAAGCCUCGGAAGCCGUGAGAGACUGGAGGGGGCAUUCAGCUGAACAAGUCCAGGAACUCAGCAACAAUGUGUCAACGGUCCAAUCUGAGAUUUCCAGUAUCGCCCUAGUGCUGCCAGAUGAAGACACAGGCGAUGAUCCGGACUACUACAACAAACUUUUUCGUGACAAACAUAAGGCCGAAAAACGUCUACUACAGCACCAAUUCAAUCUUAAGAAACACUUGGUCGAGACGCGAAACACAACCGUCAUCAGCGAACUGCAAACCAAAUACGGCAACAAGGUGCCAGCCAGAACCUUGCAAGUGUUCUGCGUCAGCAACACGGAGUACUGGGCAAAGCGUUCGAUGCCGAGGGAUGACGCGCUUCCGUCGCUGGAGCUCAGCUGCAUUCUUGACCUGCGGAAGCAUUGUCUCUCCAUUGUUGCCGACACUCAGCUGGAAGCCGUGAAACAGUUUGUCGUCAAUGACAUCCCGGCCCUGGUUGGGGACGUCGCGCUGUGGGUUCAGUCCGGCGCCGGGAGCACGGAUGCGGAGCACAAACGGGCUGUUCGUGAGACUUUGGACGAGGUUGAGCGCCGCCUGAAGAAGGACUUGACAGGAAGAAACUCGAUGCUUAGUAAAAUUGCCAAGUCAUUCGCAGAAGACUUCAAGACCCGUGUAUAUGACAACCGAAACACCGACAGCUGGAGACAAACUGCCAUCGCUGCUGGUAGCAAUUGGAAUGAGGUAGAAACUUACUCGGCGUUUUGCCGCAACUACGGCAGUCACUAUACAAAAGCUGCGGGCAGGUGGCACGAUUGGAACGAAGAGAUCAUCGCCGGUAUGGUCACGGAUCUAGUUGUUCCGUGGCAGAGGCUGUGCUCGUUAUUCGACGCCGAGAUCGAAGAGGCCAUUGACCUAGUCGAUGAAUCCAUGGAAUGGGCACUUGAGACCCUCGAAGACGAACUCGAGGGUUUCUCUUUCACGGUGACGCUCAGCCAAGUGUUGCUUUGCCAUAAGAACACCAUGCUCUCGGAGGCCCAGAAGGCGUACGAUGAUUUUGAAACCAGCCUGAGCACUCUGCGAGUCGAUGCCCUUAGUGGGAUUCGGACUUCUCUCAUAGGCCAAGCGAUGGAAAGCUCGUACAAGGCUUGCAACCUCGACUCUGGGGGUGGAAGCCAUACAAGGCGCAAGGGCUACAUUAAUGGCACCAUUGCGCGCCAGGACCUGUUUCGAAACCUGAUGCGAGACUUUAGGAGACGACUGAAUGGUUUGGCGGACAGCCUCCAAGCUGACUUGCUCACUACCAUUCGGGCACACCUUGCCAUGAUUGGAGAAACUCUGGAUUUGAUCAGGAGGGAGAACGUAGCGACGGAAAGCGAGAGCAACCCAGAGCUCAGAAGCCGUUUGGGAGAGGAAGUCUCACUGGUGACCGAGAAGAUGAGACUCAUUCAGCAGGUUAUUGUUGGUUAG
Colletotrichum destructivum is the source of this 3186-nucleotide messenger RNA. RefSeq names its product Putative P-loop containing nucleoside triphosphate hydrolase, dynamin. NCBI's taxonomy places the organism in Eukaryota, Fungi, Ascomycota, Sordariomycetes, Glomerellales, Glomerellaceae. The coding region runs from base 1 to 3186 and encodes 1061 amino acids. The record is from RefSeq and is a predicted model, not a curated record. The transcript has 15 exons.